Messenger RNA from Suillus clintonianus, 366 nucleotides. RefSeq lists its product as uncharacterized. Lineage: Eukaryota; Fungi; Basidiomycota; Agaricomycetes; Boletales; Suillaceae. The transcript has 2 exons. The record is from RefSeq and is a predicted model, not a curated record. The annotation marks the transcript as partial.
CCUGCUUCAGGACCGCCCCCUCAGGACCUCCCAUUACCACCCCAGCCAUCCCGGUCGCCCUCCCGCCCCCGAGAAUUCUCACUGCCCCCUCCAGAUUUUUCACAACAGCCCCAGUUAUCACCUCCCACACUCCCUGGUCCAAUUCACGAAGAUCCAAACGGCCCUGAUGCAGAAUUCACUGACGUGAACGAGCGUUACUAUCAUACGUACCAUUCAAUGUUAAACGGUAAGUUCCCUCCAGGCGUCACUGAUGGAACAUUUCUGCUGCAUGGCACCCCCCCAACUCCUGUGCCACCGAGGCCUCCUGGCGAUUGGAGCCCGUAUCGCAAUCGAAUAGAAUUCGAGACGGCAGAGUUCGUAUUCAAA